Molecule: messenger RNA, 888 nt
Organism: Rotaria sp. Silwood2
Lineage: Eukaryota; Metazoa; Rotifera; Eurotatoria; Philodinida; Philodinidae
Source: the annotation of a GenBank genome assembly
AUGUUUCAAUAUCUUUUCAAUUUAUUAGGAUCUUGGCGUAUUGCUGCAUCUACCUCAGCUGCUGAAUCGUUUUUUGAUUUAUUUGAUCGAAAACCAGCUAUCGACAAUACAUCUAAUGAAGGACAAGAAUUGGUUGACUUUCGUGGUGAAAUAAAAUUUGAUGCAGUUAAAUUUAUCUAUCCAACUCGUCCAACAUCUAUUAUUCUUAACAAAUUUCAAUUGAAUAUCAAACCAAGUCAACGUGUGGCUCUUGUUGGUGCAUCUGGAUGUGGAAAAUCAACAAUAAUUCAACUAUUAGAACGAUUCUAUGAUCUUACUAGUGGUCAACUACUGCUUGAUGACGUUGAUAUUCGACAACUAAACAUUCAUUGGGUUCGUUCUCAAUUUGGUCUUGUCAGUCAAGAACCAAUUUUGUUCGAUUUAACAAUUGCUGAAAAUAUAGCAUAUGGAUUAGAAAAUGUUCCAAUAGAAGACAUUAUCAAUGCAGCAAGUAGAGCUAAUAUUCAUGAAUUUAUUGAUCAAUUACCUCAGAGUUAUGAAACAAAGGUAGGUUUCAAAGGUAGUUUUCUGUCAGGUGGUGAGAAACAACGUAUUGCAAUUGCUCGAAUUCUUCUUCGUCGACCUAAAGUAUUGCUCUUAGAUGAAGCUACAAGUGCCAUGGAUUCAUAUAAUGAACAAAUUGUACAAGAAGCUCUUGAACAAGCUCAAACAGAAGAUCCUAAUCGAACAUCACUCAUCAUUGCACAUCGUCUUUCAACUAUUCGUUCAUGUGAUUUGAUUUGUGUACUUGAUAAAGGACAUAUAGUGGAAAGUGGUACUCAUAUAGAAUUGAUACAACAACGUGGUGUUUAUUAUAGAAUGCUUACUCAGAAAAACAAUUUACAAUAA